Messenger RNA from Neomonachus schauinslandi (Hawaiian monk seal), 288 nucleotides. Its product is annotated as keratin-associated protein 12-1-like. The record is from RefSeq and is a predicted model, not a curated record. Lineage: Eukaryota; Metazoa; Chordata; Mammalia; Carnivora; Phocidae.
AUGAGCUUCACCAGCUGCUCCACGGGCUGCCAGGCGUCCUGCUGCACCCCCAGCUCCUGCCAGGCGUCCUGCUAUGUGCCCGUGAGCUGCCAGCCCGCCACUGUGCCCGUGAGCUGCAAGCCCGCUGUGUAUGUGGUCCCCUCCUGCCAGUCCUCUGUUUGCCUGCCCGUGAGCUACAAGCCCCUCAUGUUCAUGGCCCCCUCCUGCCAGUCCUCCGGGGGCUGCCAGCCCUCCCACCCCACCCUGCUCUGCAGACCCAUCUCUUGUAGCACCCCGUCCUGCUUCUGA